AUGUCGGGCUUUGGCGACUUCACCUCCAUCUGCGAGCACACGCCGCUCCCGCUCUGCGCCUCCAUCGGCCCCGUCCUCUCCUCGUCGGGCCGCGUCGGCAUCGAGCCCAGCUGCUACGCGCGCAACAUCGAGGUCGCCAACACAAUCAUCUUUGAGGGCGCCGCCUCCUUCGCGCACAUUGGCGCCCUCGUCAUGACCGUCAUCAUGAUCCUGCACGUCCGCAGCAAGUUCACCGCCGUCGGCCGCAAGGAGAUACUCACUUUUUUUUAUCUGUACAUGCUGCUCACCUUCAUCUCGCUCGUCGUCGACGCCGGCGUCGUCCCGCCCGGCAGCGGACCCUUCCCUUACUUCUCGGCCGUGCAAAACGGCCUGACGAGCGCCGUCGUGACGUGCCUGCUCGUCAACGGCUUCGUCGGCUUCCAGCUCUACGAGGACGGCACGCCGCUGUCCGUCUGGAUGCUGUGGCUCUGCUCGCUCGUCGCCUUUGCCAUUUCCUUCCUCGUGUCGCUGGCGACGUUCAAGGGAUGGGCCGGACUCGGCCCGACGAACCAGGUCGGCCUCUUUGUCGUCCUCUACCUGCUCAACGCCAUUGAGCUGGCCGUCUACGUCGGCAUGCAGAUCCUGCUCGUCGUCCGCACCCUGCAGGACCGCUGGCCGCUCGGCGACAUUGCCUUUGGCAUCUUCUUCUUCGUCGUCGGCCAGGUCAUUCUCUAUGCCUUUAGCGCGCAGAUUUGCGUCGCCGUGAGCCACUACCUGGAUGGCCUGUUCUUUGCGACGGUGUGCAAUUUGCUUGCCGUCAUGAUGGUUUACAAGUACUGGGACUCCAUCACCAAGGAGGAUCUCGAAUUCUCCGUCGGCACGCGCAUGAACAACUGGGAAGUCAAGGAGCUUCUGGGCGAGGACGAGCGCCGCGGCACAAUGUACGCGGAUGAUCCCUAUGCCCAGUCAAGCGGCUACGACAUGCCUUAUUCGCCCACGACGAACCGCUACUCUUCUCGGCAUUAA
Trichoderma reesei QM6a is the source of this 1005-nucleotide messenger RNA. Its product is annotated as ER membrane chaperone-like protein. NCBI's taxonomy places the organism in Eukaryota, Fungi, Ascomycota, Sordariomycetes, Hypocreales, Hypocreaceae. Bases 1 to 1005 code for a protein of 334 amino acids. The transcript is spliced from 2 exons. Gene Ontology annotation, biological process: protein folding. The record is from RefSeq and is a predicted model, not a curated record. Gene Ontology annotation, cellular component: endoplasmic reticulum membrane.